Molecule: messenger RNA, 3190 nt
Organism: Esox lucius (northern pike)
Lineage: Eukaryota; Metazoa; Chordata; Actinopteri; Esociformes; Esocidae
Gene: egfl7
Product: EGF-like-domain, multiple 7
Exons: 9
Coding region: 1472-2359 (295 amino acids)
Biological process (GO): anatomical structure development
Cellular component (GO): extracellular region; cell surface
Molecular function (GO): signaling receptor binding; calcium ion binding
Source: RefSeq, a predicted model, not a curated record
UGGACUCGGAGAGUAUGUUUUGGCUACUUGGCUGUAUAUGAAACAUCUCUAAAUUAAACUGUGAAGGAUAUCGCCACAGUACAACAAGGAGCAUAGAGGAAUUACUGUCCUACUUUCAUUCAGUUUCAGCGUAUAUUGCGCAAAUGUAUUCUAUGUAUGCCGCUUGCAGUCUUAUCACUUUUAGAUUUUCUUUGUGACUUAUUAACAUAUUCAGUAACGUUUACACAUGGUUUAUACUGAGAAUAACUGGAUAUUUCGUUAAUUCCCUAACGUUGUUCAAUAUGUGUGUGUGUUUGUGUGCGUGUGCGUGCGUGUUUUGCCUGUUUUUUAGAAAGAGAGAUGGAAAGAUAAUAUUUGCCUCAGAAGCGUGUUUGUGUUGUGAUUAAUUGUAAAAUACUGCCGUCUGUUGGUCACUGGAAGAAAUGUGAACGUGUGUCUGGUGACAACUUUAUUACCACGACGAUGCAUUGACUAGGCCAGAGUAAUGAGGGACAUGUCCCAUGAUCCGGACUGUCUUGGCACAUAUGCAAUGGCAUGGAUAUACCAGUCUCAUUACCAGCAAUGUAAAUAUUAUAAUUUCUCAGCUAGCUCAAUAUUUAGCCAAGUUAAGAGAACUUGAUUAAGCCAUUCAUCAGCCCAGGUGUAGCUGUUCUGUUUAUUUGGCUUGGCAGGAUCUGAUUUGAGUAGUGUGUUUGCAUUUGGCGAGAGUUCUGAUUGAAUACCAGUGUGCCCUGAGGAUCAUUCUUCUAUAGGAUCUUUUUUAAAUUUUUCAAUGAAUCUGUAAUUGGCCGUGGCUGCCUUCCCCUCUCUAUCUUCCCCUGGGGAGGAACCCUCAGACAGAAGCCGCCUGUCCUUCCACAUACCCAACCCUCAAUAACCCAUCCAUCGUCACAACCCUGUGAUCUUGGCCUGUUUUGUUGAAUGCUGAUUUCACUGAAGCCAUUAGAGAGGUCUUCCACUAUACCCAGGGCUUCACAGACACAAUGGACAGACACGCUCCCAAGGUCUCCGCAACCACCAUAAUCACCAGCCUCUCUCUCUGUCAGCAUAGACCUCUGUGCCUGGAUGGGGUGACCGGUAAACCUUAAAGAACACAUAUUGGAGCCUGGGGUAAAGCGAGAGCUGCUGCCUGUAGGGCCAUAUUGUGCUUUGUCUCCUGUGUAUGUAUGGUCAGUAUCGUGUUGUGCCUAGUGUGUCGGGAGGGUGGACCAAGACAUCGGCUGCCUUCUUGUCUCAAGCUGUUUCUCUAAACCCGGAUCACGUCUGUAGAAAAAUAUUGUAUGGAAGCAACAGUGAGGUAGCUGGCAUCUUUGUCCUGGAGGAACAAAGCAAGGGGCUCUAACGUCAUAGGGAGCCACAGCCUUUAUCCCGCCUUUCCUCCUCGUUUUCCUUUCUGACUGAAACUUACCGACAGAGAGAGAGAGAGAGGGUAAGGGAAAGAGCGAGGCGACGUGUGAAAGAAGGGGGAGACAUGUACCAAACACUUCUCCUCUCCUCAUCUCUCCUCAUCCUCCAUGUGACGGCCAGUCCACAGUUCCACGGUCACCACGGAAGGAGGGUGUGUGGCAGAGAGGUCCGUCACAGCAGUGUUGCCGUGACGACAGAGUCAUUUGUCCAGCCUGUUCAUAAACCCUACAUCACCCUGUGUCAGGGACACCGCCUCUGUAGCACCUACAAAACAGUAUACAGGGUUGCGUACCGUCAGGUGACCAGAGCGUCACCAGUCUCUCACACUUACCCAGAAUGCUGCCCAGGCUGGCAAAGACUCCACUCCCACAACUGUAACCAUGCAGUGUGUGGCCAGUCCUGUGUGAACGGAGGCACAUGUUUAACACCUAACCACUGUGCCUGUCCUCUGGGCUGGAUGGGACGCCACUGCGAAACGGAUAUGGACGAGUGCAGCGAGCGGCAGCCCUGCGGCCAUCGGUGUGUGAACGUGCCAGGAAGCUACCGCUGUGCGUGUCGGGAGGGCUACCGGCUCACCGGAGACAGACACUCCUGUGAAAACCUGCCUCCUCCAGCUCCUCCUGCACCUCCUACCCGCACCAGCCAGGCGGAAGCAAAAGAUAACCGAACCUCCUCCACCUUUCCAGGUGGAGGGUUUGGGCUGGCUGAGAACAUCACAGAGGAGGUACAGAGCCUGAAGAACCGAGUUGAGCUGCUAGAGCAGAAGCUCCAGUUGGUCCUGGCCCCCGUCAACAGUCUGUUCCCCAUGUCGCUGGACGAGGGCGUGUCUGAGAAGACAAGCUUUCUGUCUCACUCCUUCCAGCAGCUGGACCGCAUAGACUCUCUCAGUGAACAGAUUGGCUUCCUCGAGGAACGUCUUGGGACCUGUGAGUGGACACACCCCUCUGGUUGAACAGACCAAAUAUACUGGUUCCUGCCAGGAGAAUUAGACACAGAACAGGACUCGGUGACCCUCUUCACACAAGUCUGAAUCCAUAAAAUAAUGACAGUAGAAAUGGAAUGGAGGUCCUGGCACAACAAUAAGAGAAAAGGAAGUACAGUUGCAGAACUGAGGCCUAUUCAGGGUAUUUCUGUUUUUUUUGUUGAUCCAGAGUUUCCCAUCCAUUAACUCUGGCUCAACAAUGGGCAACCUGUUGUGUUGUACCUAUUACUAAUCCAUACAACCAAGCCAAGUAGGUUUCCCAUAGAUACCUGACAGGACCACAGAGAGCAGUAGUAAGGCUUCUGCACAUGACAAGGUUACAGGGGCCUCAUUCUCCCAUUACCGUAUUAAUGGAACAUCUACCUGAGAGUCAUAGGUCAAAAAGCCAUUAAGACACUAAAAUGUCUGGCUUCUGUGUUUUACAUUCAAAUCAGUGCAACUGGGUCUACUGUUGUAAGGCACGUAUGGCCGUCUGUAUUUAUCUAUUUAAGUUAUAAUUCCAUGUACUUAUUUUAUAGAGCAAUUAGAUAGUUGGCUUUUAAUUGUUUACUUAAUUUUGUAACUUUUUCUAAUAAAAUGGUAUCAUAAAAAAUGUCAAGUGGAUUUAGUGUGUUCUAUACAGUGCUCCAUGUGCUGUCUAAUACAUACCGAUGUUUCUGUGCAAUCAAAGAAUUCUGCAUCAUCGAUAUUAAGUGGGUCCUACAAAGGGCUUCAACGUUGUUGUCGAACACAACACUGACAGGACAAAAUGCAAAUGGAAGCUCACACAAAUUGCUUUGUUGAAAUGUAUACAAUGUUUCU